ACCGUUCGCCGAUAAAUUCUUGGACUAAAACGUUUCGCUUUAGUUUAACCGAAGGCGCGAUUAUUAAGAAACCGGGUUGAUUUCUUAAUGCAAGAUGGAUUUAAAAGAAGAAAACAUCUCAGACCAACUAAUAUAUGAUCUGAGCCACCAAAACACACCAAGGUUUCCACGUAGGAAACAAAAACACAUCGAACACACCAUUAAGGCCUGUCUACAAGAGAUUUCAUAUCCCCCGACCCCGCCGCAUGUAAAGCAGUUCCGCAGCACCGUUCGGGCAGGACCAGGAGCCGUCAGACGGCCCUUAUGCAGGGUGACAGACCCAGAGGUUAUCAAAGUCAUGGUUCAUGGCGUCAGAAGCGGCUCAACCGACUCUCAGGACAAUGACUUGAUAUUUCCUCCCGAAAAGUCACUCUUCCAGCGCAAACUAAAUGAACUCAAUGAGUCUGUUUAUGCUUCGAGUAAAGUCCUGCUGGGCCGAACACCUGCCCCAUUUUCUGAGUUUCCCGACUGGAUCAACGAAGGGACUACAUUUGGAGAUAAAGUAGUCAGAGAAUAUGAGAUGGCUGAAGUCUUGUUCCCUCCAAAAACAGCAGAGGACUUGGCGCUAGAAGCCGUGAACAUUGGAAGGUUUGAUUUCAGUGAGGUCCAUAAAGACAAGACGUUUGGGGAUCCCACACCACACUGCAACGAUGGCCGUUAUACUGCCAAAACUGUUCACUGGUUAGGUGAACCACACAAGUUUCACAAUCCAAAUCCUGCUUGGAAGAGAUCUGGAAACAAGGAAAAGUUGGCAUUGGAAACUGGCAACCCCAGCCUCAUUCGUGGUAGGAGGAAAAGUCCUCUGCCUGUUCCACCUGACCACAUAUUUGGAGAUGCUUGUCCAGCGGAUCCGUGUGGAGCUGGAGAUCUUCUCCACAACGCUGAGCCGGGGACGUUUAUUCGAGGUCCAGAUUGGGAGCGAAGUGCGAUUGGUGCAGCGAGACAUUUCCUCAAGAGGGUCAACUUUAACAACUUUUCCUGUCUGCUGCAGGCUUUCAAAUAUUAUGACAAGAAAGGAAGGGGCCUGAUCGAUAGAGCAGAUCUGUGGACAGUUUGUCGGGAGUUUAACCUGACCCUGAAUGGCAAACUUCUAGAUGGACUGAUGGAGUACUGCGACGUAGACAAAGAUGGAUUCCUCAACUUUGUGGAAUUUGCUAAUUUUCUAACAUAUAAGGACAUAAUGCCCAUCCAUGAGACUUAUUUUGGAUUACCGCCAAUCAGUAUGAAUACCAAGAUAGCAUCAGAUUUACCUAAAUUUGUUCCCUCGCUGGCCUUGUAUGGGCCUCACGACCUGGAGCCAGUGGAGCCAGGCAGCUCAAAGCAUACCAUCAGGACCAUCAGGAGACCCAGACCAGAUUUAGACUUCGUAUCCUCCAGCAGUGAUGAGCUGCCCACACCUAGUGGUCGCACCUACGGGAUCCCAUCCAUACGCUACGACCUUCUACCUCCACUUGUCAGACGAAUCAGCGACAAAACGGACUACGGGGAUUUAGCCACACUUCCAGAGCUCCUGCAUCCAUCAGUGCCUGAUCUCUAUGGAGUUGAUGCGAAGCAUUACUUUGGUCCUCGAACCAAGCAGGAGAUUGAGGAGAUUUUCAGAAAUAUCGGUGUGAACAUUUCUGACGAGACGUUUGAGGAGGCCUGGAAGCUGGCAUCCAUGAAGAAACCCAGCGGGGAAGUUUGUGUCGAACAUUUCCGUCAGACACUAAAGGAAUUAAAUGCAAUUUAAAAUUAUUCAUAAUUAGGCUUGAGCAGCAA
Gambusia affinis (western mosquitofish) is the source of this 1797-nucleotide messenger RNA. It is a transcript of the gene efhb, whose product is annotated as EF-hand domain family, member B. NCBI's taxonomy places the organism in Eukaryota, Metazoa, Chordata, Actinopteri, Cyprinodontiformes, Poeciliidae. Bases 95 to 1768 code for a protein of 557 amino acids. The record is from RefSeq and is a predicted model, not a curated record. The transcript is spliced from 13 exons. Gene Ontology annotation, molecular function: calcium ion binding.